CAGACACUGUACAAGAUGUACAACAACUGCGAGAUCGUCAUGGGCAACCUGGAGAUUGUGCUGAUCGACCACAACCAGAACCUGUCCUUCCUGCAGACCAUCCGAGAAGUGACGGGCUACGUCCUGAUCGCCAUGAACGUCUUCACGUACCUGCCCCUGGGGAACCUGCGCGUCAUCCGGGGCACGCAGCUCUACGAGGACAAACACGCCCUCUUCGUGCUGCUAAACUACCACACCAACGGCUCGCACGCCCUCCGCCAGGUGGGGUUCAACCAGCUCACGGAGAUCCUGGCGGGCGGGGUUGACAUCGAGAGGAACGAGCACCUGUGCCACGUGGACACCAUUGAGUGGAGAGACAUCGUCCGGGACCCGCUGAUGGACCCAGUGGUUCGGCAGAAUGGCAGGAAGUGUGCCCCCUGCCAUGAGAGCUGUGACGGACACUGCUGGGGCCCGAAUCCAGAGGACUGCCAGAAAUUGACCAAGACCAUCUGCGCCCCCCAGUGCAACGGGCGCUGCUUCGGGCGUAACCCCAGCGAGUGCUGCCAUGACGAGUGUGCGGGGGGCUGCACCGGCCCCCGCCAGGCUGAGUGCUUCGCCUGCCGCCACUUCAACGACAGUGGGGCCUGCGUCCCCCUGUGCCCGCAGCCGCUGAUCUACAACAAGCUCACCUUCCAGCUGGAGCCCAACCCCGACACCAAGUACCAGUACGGGGGCAUCUGCGUGGCCAGCUGCCCACAUAACUUUGUGGUGGAUCAGAGCUCCUGCGUGCGGGCCUGUCCGAAGGACAAGAUGGAGGUGGAGAAGAACGGCCUGAAGAUGUGUGAGCCGUGCCCUGGACUCUGCCCUAAAGCCUGCGAGGGGACGGGCACCGGGAACAAAUACCAGACGGUCGAUUCGAGCAACAUCGACAGGUUCGUCAACUGCACCAAGAUCCUGGGCAACCUGGACUUCCUCAUCACGGGGCUGAACGGGGACCCCUGGCACAACAUCUCGGCCCUGGAUCCGGAGAAGCUGAACGUCUUCCGGACGGUGCGGGAGAUCACGGGUUAUCUGAACAUCCAGUCGUGGCCCAAACACAUGUACAACUUCAGUGUCUUCUCCAACCUCGUCACCAUCGGGGGCCGGAGCCUGUACAACCGCGGCUUCUCCCUGCUGAUCAUGAAGAACCUGAACGUGACGUCGCUGGGGCUGCGCUCGCUGCGGGAGAUCAGCGCCGGGAGGGUGUACAUCACCGAGAACCGGCAGCUCUGCUACCUCCACACCGUCAACUGGGGGGCGCUCUCCCGCCGCAGGCCCGACCUGGAGAUCAAGGACAACAGGCCCUGGGCCAAGUGCGUGCAAGAAGGGAAGGUGUGUGACCCGCUCUGCUCCAGCGACGGCUGCUGGGGGCCCGGCCCCGACCAGUGCAUCUCCUGCCGCAACUACAGCCGGGACGGGACCUGCGUGGCCACCUGCAGCUUCUCCCAGGGGGCAAUCCGGGAAUAUGCCCGUGAGGGCGCGUGCUACCAGUGCCACCCGGAGUGCGAGAGGAUGGAGGGCAACCUGACCUGCAACGGCUCGGGUGCGGACGCCUGCGUGCGAUGUGCCCGGUACAAGGACGGGCCCCACUGUGUGGACAGCUGCCCUGAGGGCAUCCUGGGCGAGCAGGGGCCCAUCUACAAGUACCCGGACGCCCACCACGAGUGCCGCCCGUGCCACGAGAACUGCACGCGGGGGUGCCUCGGGCCGCAGCUCCAGGACUGCGUCACAGAGCCCCUGCCCGUCGCCAGGAAAAGCCCCACGGUCAUAGCGGUGAUGGUCGUGAGCUGCCUCUUCAUCUCCUGCUCCUGCUUCCUACUCAUCCUCCUCUACUGGCGCGGGAAGAGGAUCCAGAAGAAGCGGGCGAUGCGCCGCUACCUGGAGAGGGGAGAGAGCCUCGAGCCCCUGGACCCAAGCGAGAAAGCCAACAAGGUGCUGGCCCGGAUCUUCAAGGAGACGGAGCUGAGGAAGCUGAAGGCGCUGGGCUCGGGCGUGUUUGGGACGGUGCACAAGGGCGUCUGGAUCCCGGACGGAGACACCAUCAAGAUCCCCGUCAGCAUCAAGGUGAUAGAGGACCGGAGCGGCCGCCAGACCUUCCACGCUGUCACCGACCACAUGCUGGCCAUUGGCAGCCUGGAGCACGCCUACAUCGUGCGGCUGCUGGGCAUCUGUCCCGGGACGCAGCUGCAGCUGGUGACGCAGCUCCUGCCGCUGGGCUCACUGCUCGACUACGUGCGCAAGAACAAGGACGCCAUCGGGCCGCAGCUGCUGCUCAACUGGUGCGUGCAGGUUGCCAAGGGCAUGUACUACUUGGAAGAGCAUCGCAUGGUCCAUCGGAACCUGGCCGCCCGCAACAUCCUGCUGAAGUCGCCCAAUCAGGUGCAGGUGGCGGAUUUCGGGAUCGCCGACCUCCUCUACCCCGACGACAAGAAAUACUUCUACAAUGAGAUCAAGACUCCGAUUAAAUGGAUGGCGCUGGAGAGCAUCCACUUCGGGAAGUACACGCACCAGAGCGACGUCUGGAGCUACGGCGUGACGCUGUGGGAGAUGAUGACGUUCGGGGCAGAGCCCUACGCGGGGAUCCGGCUCGCCGAGGUGCCCGACCUGCUGGAGAAAGGCGAGCGGCUCAUGCAGCCCCAGAUCUGCACCAUCGACGUCUACAUGGUGAUGGUGAAAUGCUGGAUGAUCGACGAGAACGUCCGUCCCACCUUCAAGGAACUGGCCAACGAGUUCACUCGCAUGGCCCGGGACCCGCCCCGCUACCUGGUCAUCAAGAGGGAGAGCGGGCUGCUGCCCCCCGCGGAGCCCCCCCUGAGCGACAAGGAGCUGGAGGACAUGGAGACGCUGGAGCUGGAGGAGGAGCUGGGCCCCUUCAACACGGCAACCGGCCUCUUCGCCUCCAGGCAGCGUGUGGACUACGCCCGGAGCCCGAACCUGAGCCCCCCAGCCGGCUACAUCCCCAUGAACCAGACCGGCCUCAGUGGCUGCCGCCAGGGCCCCGGGCUGGGCGCCCGGCAGGCUCUGCGGGUCCGGCAGGAGUCGGUGGGCCGGACGGUGUCGGAGUCGUCGGAGGGCCGGGGCACAGCCUCGGAGGGCGAGCUGAUGGAGGAGCUCUCCCUGCCGGGCCUGCGCUCCCGGGGCGACAGCGCCUACCUCUCCCAGCGCGAGAGCUUCCCCCUGUCCGCGGGCACUACCGACGGCGAGGACGACGUCAACGGCUACGUCCUGCCGGAUCACCACAGCCGAGAGCGAGUGGCCAGCGUCGCCCGGGCGGCGCGGGACGGGCCCCUGGGUCGCGCCUCGGAGCUGGAGGAGGAGGAGUACGAGUACAUGAACAGACGCCCCCCGCAGCCCCGGCCGGCCUCCCUGGAGGAGCUGGGCUAUGAGUACAUGGACCUGGGCUCGGAGCGGAGCGCCUCCCUGGGCAGCGUGCUGAGCUCCCAGCUGCCCGUGGCCGGCUGGGAGGUGGCCGCGGCCGAGGAGGACUACGAAUACAUGAACAAGCAGCCCAAACUCAGCCAGUCCCUGAGCAGCGUGCUGAGCUCGCCGGGGGCCGGGCGGGACGACUACACCUGCAUGAGCGCGGCCGUCCCCCGGGGCUCCCCCGACGAGCAGGGCUACGAGGUGAUGGAGGCCGUCCUGGCUCCGGGGAGUGGGCCGUGCCUGGGCUGCCAGAGCUCGCCCUGCCCCAAGAACGGCUUCAUGAAACCCCUGCGGAGCCUGGAAGCCUCGGACUGUGCCUUCGACAACCCCGACUACUGGCACAGCCGGCUGUUCGCCAAGGCGGACGCCCAGUGCACCUAG
Molecule: messenger RNA, 3822 nt
Organism: Emys orbicularis (European pond turtle)
Lineage: Eukaryota; Metazoa; Chordata; Testudines; Emydidae
Gene: ERBB3
Product: erb-b2 receptor tyrosine kinase 3
Exons: 27
Coding region: 16-3822 (1268 amino acids)
Biological process (GO): negative regulation of apoptotic process; cell surface receptor protein tyrosine kinase signaling pathway; protein phosphorylation
Cellular component (GO): plasma membrane; signaling receptor complex; basal plasma membrane
Molecular function (GO): neuregulin receptor activity; neuregulin binding; protein tyrosine kinase activity
Source: RefSeq, a predicted model, not a curated record